AUGGAUACUGUUUCAGAUAUCAAUCCAAGACCAUUUCUUGAGGAAAUCACAAGAAAACAGAUCAUAGUCAGAUUAAAAUGGGGAUGGGAAUUACGAGGGGUUUUAAAAAGUUCUGACUAAUACAUGAACUUGCAUAUGUUGAAUACAGAAGAGUAUGUCGAUGGAAAGAGCAGAGGAAUAUUAGGAGAAGUGUUGGUUAGAUGUAAUAAUGUUUUGUACAUCAGACAAUGUCCUGACGAAAAAUGAUCCUAAAUUUAUAUAAAAAUGCAUUAAAUUUUAGAUAUCACAGGCA
Molecule: messenger RNA, 292 nt
Organism: Paramecium tetraurelia
Lineage: Eukaryota; Ciliophora; Oligohymenophorea; Peniculida; Parameciidae
Exons: 4
Biological process (GO): spliceosomal snRNP assembly; mRNA splicing, via spliceosome
Cellular component (GO): catalytic step 2 spliceosome; U1 snRNP
Molecular function (GO): RNA binding
Source: RefSeq, a predicted model, not a curated record